Messenger RNA from Capronia epimyces CBS 606.96, 1950 nucleotides. RefSeq lists its product as uncharacterized. The transcript has 2 exons. Lineage: Eukaryota; Fungi; Ascomycota; Eurotiomycetes; Chaetothyriales; Herpotrichiellaceae. Bases 1 to 1950 code for a protein of 649 amino acids. The record is from RefSeq and is a predicted model, not a curated record.
AUGACUUCCACCCCCGAACUCAUUGCCGGCAUAAGCUCGUCGAUAGCCCGAUUCAGCGCCUACAUCUUUCUUCGAUGGAUACCGGGUCACCAUUUCCCUCCUGUCAUCAUCACAGCACUGGCUGUCUAUCUCGCUUCCGUCUUCGGCAAACCGGACGCGUUCGGGUCGAGUAGACCGCCGUUGCACGAGACAUUCCCCAAGCUCUUUCCACACCAGGACGGCAAUACGAAGCCACAGGAAGAAGCGGAAGAGCAGGUUCAAGACGACCAUGAGGAGCCGGUGUUAUAUGAGGAUGAGAAGUCGUUCUUCAGGACAAUCCUCUUCGGGAUACCCGACUGGAGGAAGGCACGAUGGAGUUACAUUGCCAUUGGCAUAAAUGUGCUUCUGGCUCUGUUGACGCUGGACAUGGUGUUUCGUGCGCCUCUCCUAAAUCCAGUGCGAGAUUUGAGCUUCACCAGGGUGGGAUACGUGGGUUCGGAUUCCGCCAAAGUCCUUGUCAGAGAGCCAGAUCCUGCUCAGCUGCCCAUGUAUGUCUACCUCUCACCUGCCGCCUCAACCAAAUGGGAGACCACCGACACCAUAUACUAUCUGGGACCAGAUACCGACUAUACAUACGCAAUCACCUUCCAAGGUCUCCAACCAUCCAAGAAGUACAUCUACUCAUUGUCCAACGACAAAUCUGGCACGUUUACAACAGCACCAUCCCCCCGGUCCGGAGCGGCGAACAGCUUGACCUUUCUCACCUCCUCUUGCAUCAAGGCCAACUUUCCCUACAGGCCUUGGUCUCAUUCUCUCGCAUUUCAUGGCUUUGAGCAUCUGUCAAAAGUUGUACGAUCCUUGCCAUCUCCAGCUUCUUUUAUGCUGUUCCUGGGCGACUUUAUCUACGUCGAUGUCCCAAUGCGGCUAUCAUCCUCUCUUCAGCAUUAUAGGUCUGAAUACCGCCGAGUUUAUGCUUCGCCUUCAUGGUCUUUGCCGGGGCUCGACACUCUGCCGUGGUACCAUACCUUGGACGAUCACGAAAUAGCCAACGACUGGUCUGGCGGGAAUGACACCGAUCCUUUCCCAGCAGCCUCUGACCCCUUCAUCCAAUAUCAUGUCUCAGUCAACCCCCCGGUUCCAGCAGGUGCUCCGACGGGCCCAGAGGCGAAUACAACCUACUUUCAGUUCUCGAAUGGCCCAGCGUCCUUUUUCAUGCUCGACACCCGACGAUAUCGCACGGAUCCCGAACCUGUCUCUUCCGCAACCCUUAGUGCUCCGUCUCGAGGCUCAAACCACACGAUGCUUGGCGCCGCUCAAUUGGCCUCUCUUCUUAAAUUCCUGUCCACCCCUGAACCUGCGCACGUCCACUGGAAGAUAGUCGCCUCGUCCGUUCCAUUCACUAAGAAUUGGCGCUUUGGCACAUCGGACACCUGGGGCGGAUUCUUGGGAGAACGAUCCGAAAUCCUGGCUGCGAUGCAUGCCGCUGAGCGUGAUCUCGGUGUCCGCGUCAUUGUCCUCUCGGGUGACCGUCAUGAGUUCGCCGCCAUUCGUUACCCUCCUCCCAUUGUCGAUCUGGCUGCCUUGAUACCCAUCCCUCAAAGUCAGAGCAAUGCCAAGCUACCAUCCUCAGCAGAGCCGACGCAGGUGUCAAACAUCGUCUAUGAUCGUACUCCGCAGGCCGGGCCGCACGAGUUUUCCGUCGGCCCUCUCAGCAUGUUCUACCUACCCUUCCGCACCUUCAAGCAGAUCGACGAGGAAGACGUCGCCAUCAAGUAUCUACCUGACGGAAACAGCAAGGUUGGCGCCAUCGAAAUCCGCAAUCUGGCCGGCGAGGAGCAGCGCAGUCUGCUCAAGUACUCUCUUUACAUUGACGGUUCGUUGGUGUGGGAGUACACGCUCACCAGUCCGGCCAUUGGUUCGACGCGGAAAGGAAGAUCCUGGGUCUCCAGUGACAGCUGGCUGUGGAGUUGA